Acaulospora colombiana is the source of this 168-nucleotide messenger RNA. NCBI's taxonomy places the organism in Eukaryota, Fungi, Glomeromycota, Glomeromycetes, Diversisporales, Acaulosporaceae. The record is from the annotation of a GenBank genome assembly.
CAUUGGGGAUGGUGGUUUGUACAGCAUCUGGACAGGUUUACUCAUAAUUAUGGAGCUGACGAUCUUAAUGGUCAUUUGGAAAGGAAAGGCUUGGAGAGAAGAGGCAGAAAGGAUAGAGCUCGCAACGAGUGCAAGGAAACCUCCCACAGGCGAGGGCGACAGGAAUGA